Molecule: messenger RNA, 1254 nt
Organism: Galeopterus variegatus (Sunda flying lemur)
Lineage: Eukaryota; Metazoa; Chordata; Mammalia; Dermoptera; Cynocephalidae
Gene: PRR30
Product: proline rich 30
Exons: 1
Coding region: 1-1254 (417 amino acids)
Source: RefSeq, a predicted model, not a curated record
AUGUUGCCUCAAAACAAGGAGCAGGUGCUGCUAGAGAAGGCAGUGCCCCUGGGGCACCCUCCUCAGGGCCUCUCACAACUUGUGGACUCCCCUCCCCACAAUCUACAGCCUUUCUCUCCCCAUCAGUCACUUCCUCCCUCCCACCCAGCUUUCUCCUCUUCCACUCAAUCCCACCUUCCCUUCUCCCCUCCUCCACGGUCCCACUCUCCUGGCUUCUCUUUCUACUCUUCCAACUCAAAUUCUGACUUUGCUCCACAAUCCUGCUCUUCCUUUCUCCCAAGUUCUCCCAAUUUCUUACACAAGAACUACCUCCCUCUCUCCCUUCCACGUUCCUCCUCUCCCUCCAACCACCACCAGCUACUCCCUUCUGCUCCUCCGACUCUCUCCUCCUCUCUCUCUCAGCCACAGAACUCUCUUCCCCACUCACGUUGCCAGUCUCCUUCCUACCCCGAAGACCUCCCCGGCUCCACGCUCACUUCCCCAAGCCCUAGCCUUCCUUCUCGUGGGGUCCACUCUAACAGGCUGACAUGGCGCUCGCCUCAGUACAGGGACACCGGGUCCCCUGUGGUGGUGGGGGGAUGUGUGGAAAGCGAGAAGGACCCUGCAGAGUUCAGGGACCCAGGGGCCCUAGCCCAGGCCGUGGUAGUCCACCUGGGGCACCGACGCAUCGCACACGACCUGCGGCUACUGCUUUUGCAGCGCCUGUGGCUAGGCAGAGCCGGCCAGGCCCCAGUCAUGGAGUAUCCUAUAUGCCUGGUGUGCCUCCGGCCCCGCAGCCCCUCCUGUCCCAUGCCCAGGUACAGGACUGUACCCCGGCUGCUCGCUUUCCCCCAACUGCUGCCCUGUCUUCAGGGCCAGGAAUCUGGACCGCUCCGCAUAGGCAUCGGCUUCGGCCUCCGCCUGCCUCAGGGACUGGCCAGAGCCUUGCAUCUGUUGCCAGAAAGAAGGCCGGAGGAAGUAAGGCCCUUGGGCGAGGCCGCUCAGGCCUGUGGGUGUCAAGUGCAGGCAUCUCAGGCCCCAGCAGCUCAAGCCCCAAAGGCUCAGGCCUGGGCAGACCUAGCCCCAGGCACACCCUCCCAGACGGGGAGCCUCAGGUCUGCAGGCCAUCAGUUACUAAACUCCACCCGAUGUUCCGGGUCUCCACGGCAGGUGCCAAAACAGGCCACUGCCUCCCCAAAGCCCAGGCCGUCCCCUUCCCCUGCCCCAAAGAGGCCUGCCUCUCCAGAGCCCAUUCUCCAAAAGUUGCCAUCCUAG